Musa acuminata AAA Group (dessert banana) is the source of this 2190-nucleotide messenger RNA. RefSeq lists its product as uncharacterized. The transcript has 4 exons. Bases 856 to 1920 code for a protein of 354 amino acids. Gene Ontology annotation, cellular component: chloroplast. The record is from RefSeq and is a predicted model, not a curated record. NCBI's taxonomy places the organism in Eukaryota, Viridiplantae, Streptophyta, Magnoliopsida, Zingiberales, Musaceae.
AUGCCCACCCCUUGUGGGGGGUAAUUCAGAGCUUGCAUUGUAGGGGCCUCAUGCAGUUUGUCAUCCAUUUUAUGAUUGCUUUCACUGUUUGUGGCACCGUUUAUUCCCAUACAAGUGAUAGAAUUGUAAGAUACUAAAUACAGUAUCUAGGCCUAUUAAUCAAUUUGAUAUGACCUGAUUGAAUGAUAAUCCAUCCAAUUUUAGUUGGAUAUUGACUAGCAUGUUAAUCCAAUAAUUUGGUUAAUGACCUCAUCUAAUCAUUUGAGUAUUAGGUAAAUUGAGUGGAAAACCAUAAUUUGAUACUGUUUAUUCUUUUAACUAAUAGUAAUAGUAUUUUGCAUAUGUUUUGAGAAAAUUGAUAUACCAUAAUAAGAGUUUAUGAUCUAAUGAUGAUAUGCUUGGAUACAAACUUUUAGCUAUGGGAUUGUCAUAUAUGAUAGGAGAAGAAUAAUAUUAUUAUGAAGGAUUCUGAUUGAACCCAACUUAUUCCAUUUACAGUUUUAUCACAAUGCCUACAUAUGGUUGUACAUGUAUGGUGGUUGUUUCUUUCCUUAUAUUUGCUAACCUCACCUCUUGAAUUCUAGAAUGGCUUGUUAUGGUCCUCAUUUAUUUACCUAUGCAAAUAAAAACAUGAGUAAACUAUGAGACUUCCUCUCUGCAUGCAGGGGUAAGGAUUACAUAUAUUGAUUCUCCCACCCGAUACUGGGAGACAUCUCAUGUACAGGACAUUCCUUUUCACGUAAAGCUGUGUUCCCUGCAGCUAGGAAUGGCACAUAUGCUUUGUCUUUGUUCUUUGUAAUAAUGGACUAAGAUAUCCGGGAUGCAUGUGAGCUUGAACAAGAGACAUACUCAAAGAUGGAGCUCUUCGGUGGCUUUCUAUGUGAAUCAUGGUCAUCUGAGAAUUUGUACUCUCAUCCGGAUGCUCAAAGGUGUCCAUUUCUGAGGAAUAUUAAUGAGCCAACAAACUUUUCCUUCUCAGCAUCUUUUAAUUCUCCUUUCCCAAUACAAGGAGCAAAGGGUCCAAUCUUUGAAGAUGGACCCAGUUUCGAUAUGGCAUUCAAGCUUUUCCAUGGGCACAAUGGAGUUGUCCCACUUUCAGGCAAAUCAUAUAUGCAUGAGGAGAAUGUGGAACCUAUGCCUGUCAUGCAGUUUAACCCCUUGUCAGGGAAAGCUGCUUCAAUUGGUCUCUCAGCUUUUGGCCUAGGAGGACCCUUUGGUUUUGAUUUCUUCUCAAAAAAGUGGAACGAGAAUAAGAAAUCCUCCAAGAAGGAUCAUUCUCAACAGAGGGAAGGUGGCGGCACAUCACAUGAAUCAUUAAGCCAUGAGUGGCUCAGAACAGGGCAAUGCCCAAUUGCAAAGUCUUAUAGAGCAGUGAGUGGUGUCUUGCCUCUUGUAGCAAAGAUACUACAGCCACCACCUGGAAUUAAACUCAAAUUCCCCCCUGCUGUGGUGGCUGUCCGAGCAGCAUUAGCUCGUACUGCCCUGGUGAAGACUCUCCGUCCUCAGCCAUUGCAUGCAAAAAUGUUGGCGAUUGCUUUGCUAGGCAUGGCUGCGAAUGUGCCCCUUGGUGUGUGGAGAGAGCAUACCGAAAAGUUCUCACCUCAGUGGUUUGCUGCGGUCCAUGCAGCCGUGCCAUUUAUUGCGAUGCUCAGGAAGUCAGUCGUCAUGCCCAAGACUGCUAUGGCACUGACCAUAGCAGCUUCAAUCUUAGGCCAGACAAUUGGUUCGAGGGCUGAGCGGCUCCGGCUUAAGUCAGCAGCAACCAAGGACCCAAGCAACAUGAACCAGGCAGCCAUAGGUCUCAAAAUAAGCGGAAACUGCGGAGACGAUGAGGCAAGAGUCUGGAAGUCUCUUCCGCUUAAGGUGGCUGGCCCAGGCUCAUCGUCAGUUACAUCACCAACAGCAAGCAUGUGUUUCUAAGGAGUGUUGUACCUAAGUUUCGGUAUCUAUUACUGUUCAAAUGCUGUUUCAUCCUCUGGAAGACUUUGCUUUACGGAUGUACUGGUAUAGUAUUUUCCUUGCAACAUAGUGUUGUUACGUGCAGGAGCUGUGUCAAACUGUCAUGCUUGUUACUCUGCUGCUGAUAUUAUGUGCUGGAUAUGCCUGGUCUUGUUACUGAGUUGUGUUUUGAUGAAACGAAGGCAUUGUAUAUUUCUUUAGCUUAUUGAUUUUGUCACAACUGUUGUGCUA